Mercurialis annua (annual mercury) is the source of this 2326-nucleotide messenger RNA. Its product is annotated as ATP-dependent 6-phosphofructokinase 3-like. Gene Ontology annotation, cellular component: cytoplasm. The record is from RefSeq and is a predicted model, not a curated record. Gene Ontology annotation, molecular function: 6-phosphofructokinase activity; ATP binding. NCBI's taxonomy places the organism in Eukaryota, Viridiplantae, Streptophyta, Magnoliopsida, Malpighiales, Euphorbiaceae. Gene Ontology annotation, biological process: glycolytic process; fructose 6-phosphate metabolic process. The coding region runs from base 243 to 2162 and encodes 639 amino acids. The transcript has 13 exons.
UCCUCGAUAAUGUACUGAGAAAACAAGUUACUAAUGGCCACCUGUUUUAUUUCCGCCUUCGUAUAAAUACAACGCCACUUUUCUAAACCAACCAGAGAAACCCAAAGCUACUAAUCCUCCGUCUUCUCUAUUUCUAGAAUUUGUAUUUUUUUUUAGAUUUUUUUGGUCAAUUUUGGCUCCUAUAAGUAUGGAUCCAUUUACACCCUCAAUUUCAAUUCUGCUUCGCGUUUGUUUUUCGGUGCAUGGAUUCUACUCUCUCCCCUAAUUUUCAUUCUUCGUCUUUGAAUUUUCCCUUUCUGCAAACUUCCGCUAAAUCCAGGACCGCCAAUUUCAAAUUCUCUUCCGUCUGUUUCACCUCUCGUAAUUCGGGUUCGGGUUCGGGUUUUGGAUCGUCCAUCACCGCCGCUAUGUCUAACGGCAACGGUAACUACAAACCGAAGAUCAUCACCGGUGAAUAUGGCUAUGUUCUUGAAGAUGUUCCUCAUUUGACCGAUUAUCUUCCUGAUCUUCCUACUUAUUCCAAUUAUUUGCAAGACAAUCCUGCUUACUCGGUUGUUAAGCAGUACUUUGUUCAUACGGAUGACUCUGUUCCUCAAAAGAUUGUUGUUCACAAGGACAGUCCAAGAGGGACACAUUUCCGGCGUGCUGGACCUCGCCAAAAGGUCUAUUUUGAUUCAGAUGAAGUUCAUGCUUGUAUUGUGACAUGUGGGGGUCUUUGCCCUGGACUUAACACUGUCAUCAGGGAAAUAGUUUGUGGCUUAUACCAUAUGUAUGGCGUUACUAGAGUGCUGGGUAUUGAGGGAGGAUACAAGGGUUUUUAUGCUCGAAAUACAAUUCCUUUGUCUCCUAAGGUUGUAAAUGAUAUUCAUAAACGUGGCGGAACCAUCAUUGGGACAUCACGGGGCGGUCAUGAUACUUCAAAGAUAGUUGAUAGCAUUCAGGAUCGGGGAAUUAAUCAGGUCUACAUAAUUGGAGGAGAUGGAACUCAGAAAGGGGCGUCAGUGAUAUUUGAGGAAAUUAGAAGACGAGGUCUCAAAGUUAUAGUUGCUGGAAUUCCCAAAACUAUUGAUAAUGACAUUCCGGUCAUUGACAAGUCCUUUGGCUUUGACACUGCUGUUGAGGAGGCUCAACGUGCUAUUAAUGCAGCCCAUGUUGAAUCCGAAAGCAUAGAGAAUGGCAUUGGUCUUGUGAAGUUAAUGGGCCGCUACAGUGGAUUUAUUGCAAUGUACGCUACUCUUGCAAGUCGAGAUGUGGAUUGUUGUUUGAUCCCAGAGUCGCCCUUUUAUCUUGACGGGGAAGGCGGACUUCUUGAAUACAUUGAGAAACGACUAAAAGAAAAUGGGCACAUGGUUAUUGUGAUAGCUGAAGGUGCUGGGCAGGAGCUUCUUUCUGAGCAAUCAACUCUGCAAGAUGCUUCAGGGAACAAGCUCCUGCAAGAUAUUGGGUUGUUUUUAUCACAGAAAAUCAAGGAUUAUUCAAAGAAAAAGAAGAUGACUAUAAAUCUUAAAUAUAUAGAUCCUACAUAUAUGAUUCGUGCUAUUCCAAGCAACGCAUCUGAUAAUGUGUACUGCACUCUUCUUGCUCAAAGUGCUGUGCAUGGAGCCAUGGCUGGUUACACUGGAUUUACUAGUGGUCUUGUCAAUGGCAGACAAACUUAUAUACCCUUCUAUCGAAUCACCGAGAAACAAAACAAGGUGGUCAUAACCGAUAGGAUGUGGGCUAGGCUUCUUUCAUCAACAAAUCAACCUAGUUUUUGGAGUCAUAAAGAUGAAAUUAUAGAGAAGAAAGAGGAGGUUUCCAAAGUUGUAGAACCGCAAGACGGGAACUGCACAGACGAUAUUGUGGCGAAGAAAGAGGAAGAAGUAGUGGUUGAAUUGAAGAAUGAACCACCGGGUUUAAAGAAAUGUGGAUCGGGCGGGCAGGAUUUAGAGAAAUGCGGCGUAUCUCAACCUGAGAUACUAACGAGAAGUGUGUCCGAUACUGGUUUAGUUGAGAAAUGCAAAUCCAGAAAAGAGCAGACAAAUAAAAAAAGAUGGCUCAAUUUCAACUUGACACUAUGCUGCCAUGAUCCUGUUCAAAGGCAUGCAUAUCAGAAUUCCAAGGAACAAGGUAACCACGCUUGGAAGAAAAACAACACAAAAAAGAUCCAGCCGAAGGAAUAACGUUUGUUAAUUAAAUCAUCGAUCGUCAGGGGAGAGCGUUUGUGGGAGGAAUUAAACCCACGACCUAGCAGAGUGCUGAUUGGUGCUUAUACCAUUUACUAAAAUUGAUAGGUAAUUUUCUUUUACUGAUUCUAAUUGCAGAAAUUAUUUGCUUCUGUAAAUUA